This is a messenger RNA of Peromyscus maniculatus bairdii (prairie deer mouse), 1149 nucleotides long. RefSeq names its product solute carrier family 25 member 26 (gene Slc25a26). The record is from RefSeq and is a predicted model, not a curated record. Lineage: Eukaryota; Metazoa; Chordata; Mammalia; Rodentia; Cricetidae. Gene Ontology annotation, biological process: transmembrane transport.
GUUGCUCCAUAUCCCGCCCCCACCAUGGCGGCGCCCAGCUCUUUGGUUCACCACCUGCUUCUGCUCCAGCUCUAAUUUUAGCCUUGCCGGGGUCGGCGGGACCAUGGACGCGCCGGGCUUCAUGGCGUCGCUGGUGGCUGGAGGAGUAGCGGGUGCCUCUGUUGACUUGAUCUUAUUUCCUCUGGAUACUAUUAAGACAAGGCUGCAGAGUCCCCAAGGAUUCAACAAGGCUGGUGGUUUUCGUGGAAUCUAUGCUGGCGUCCCUUCGAUCGCUGUUGGCUCCUUUCCUAAUGCUGCUAUGUUUUUUCUCACCUAUGAAUAUGUGAAAUGUUUGCUGCACGCUGACUCGGCUCCACACGUCAGGCCCGUGAAGCACAUGCUGGCCGCCUCCGCGGGAGAAGUGGUUGCCUGCUUGAUUCGAGUUCCUUCUGAAGUGGUUAAGCAGAGGGCACAGGUGUCUGCUUCUUCAAAAACCUUGCAGAUUUUUUCUACUAUCUUAAAGGAAGAGGGCAUCCAAGGACUGUACCGAGGCUACAGAAGCACAGUGUUGAGAGAGAUUCCUUUCUCCUUGGUCCAGUUUCCUUUGUGGGAAUCCCUGAAAGCCCUCUGGUCGUGGCGGCGGGGUCAUGUGGUGGAUUCUUGGCAGUCAGCAGUCUGCGGAGCUUUUGCAGGUGGUUUUGCAGCUGCAGUUACUACCCCUCUGGAUGUGGCUAAGACAAGGAUCAUGCUGGCAAAGGCGGGCUCCAGCACUGCUGAUGGGAACGUGCUCUCUGCCAUGCACGGGGUGUGGCGCUCACAGGGACUAGCGGGGUUAUUUGCAGGUGUCUUCCCACGAAUGGCAGCAAUCAGUCUGGGAGGCUUCAUCUUUCUGGGUGCCUAUGACCAGACCCGCAGCUUGCUGUUAGAAGUGGGCAGGAAGAGCCCGUGAAGUGGACACUGUGCGUCCUUGGAGAAGAGGACUGCUGUGCAAUCCCUGUCCUCCCGUGACUGGCUCAGUCAUCCAAGCAAGGAAGUUGACGCUGCAGCGUGGUGCCUUAAGGAGUGCAGCCCUGAGUGUCGUCCAAGGCACAGGCUGCCCGAGGAAGCUGUCCUGGGUGGGCCUUCGGAUCAGCAUCUCAGACCCCUCAAUAAAUCCUCUUGGUGAGCUUA